UGUUUACAGAGAUGCUAGGUGUGGUAAAAUACAGUGUCAAGGAGGAGCCAACCGCCCAAUAAUAGGCACCAAUGCUGUCUCCAUAGAAACCAACAUCCCCCUCCAGGAGGGGGGCCGAAUCCUGUGCCGGGGGACCCAUGUCUACCUGGGGGACGACAUGCCUGACCCCGGCCUCGUCAUGCCGGGCACCAAGUGUGGCGACGGCAUGAUGUGUCUGAACCGCCAAUGUCAGAACGUCAGUGUCUUUGGAGUGCAGGAGUGCUCAGGGAGAUGCAGCGGUCGAGGGGUGUGUAAUAACAACAAGAACUGCCACUGCGAGGCCCACUGGGCUCCUCCCUUCUGUGACAAAGCCGGCUUCGGGGGAAGUGUGGACAGUGGACCUAUGAGACUAGCAGACUACGGUGGCGUGGCGGUGGGUGUCCUGGCGGCUCUAAUAACCUUCCUGGGAGCCGGCCUCAUCAUCUGCAUCAAGAGAAAGACCCUACUGAGACUACUCUUCACCAACAAGAAGAUCACUAUGGACAAGCUAAGGUCAGUUGGGCCCAACAGAUCAUCCAGCCACAGAGAUUCCCCACCUGGCCAGCCUCCAGCCCAGCCUCCAGCCCAGCCUCCAGCCCAGCCUCCAGCCCAGCCUCCAGCCCAGCCUCCAGCCCGGCCUCCAGCCCAGCCUCCAGCCCAGCCUCCAGCCCAGCCACAGAGACAGAAACACAGCAGCAGCAUCUUCAAGCCUCCUCCCCAAAACCAACCCCCCCCUGGACAGCCCUACCCCUCUCCGGGGGCUCCUUACCCCUCCCACAGCCUGCGACGUCUACCCCAGUGCUCCCCUGUUCACCUCAGUCACCCAGUCCCCCUGUCCCUGUCCCUGUCCCUGUCCCCUGCCUCCACCCCUGGACCAGGACAGCCCACACCAUCUACUCCUCCUCCUCACCGAGCCCCGCCUCCCCAUGGCCAAGGACAUGCCCACAGCCACACCCAGGCUCCGCCCAGAGGGGCGUCGUUUCGCAGUGUGCCACAGCACCAUAACUCGUGCAGGAUGGUCUUGGAGUUGGAGAUGCCUAGUCCACCCCAGAAGCCCCUACCUGCCGACCCCCUGGGCAGGAAUACCCAGAAGCCUCUACCUGCCGACCCCCUGGGCAGGAAUACCCAGAAGCCCCUACCUGCCGACCCCCUGGGCAGGAAUACCCAGAAGCCUUUACCUGCAGACCCCCUGAGCAGGAAUACCCAGAAGCCCCUACCUGCCGACCCCCUGGGCAGGAAUACCCAGAAGCCUCUACCUGCCGACCCCCUGGGCAGGAAUACCCAGAAGCCUUUACCUGCAGAACCCCUGGGCAGGAAUACCCAGAAGCCUUUGCCUGCUAACCCUAACCGUAACUCCCCCGGAAGGAGUGGUGGUCUGAUUCGUAGCCCCACUGCCGUCGGUGUCCCCAUCCCUGUACCUGUCCCCGGUGUCCCCAGGCUGCUGAGACCUGUCCCACACCAAAACAGAUCUGUUCCUAAGCAACCCCCAACACUACCUAAGCCUCGUAUGAUCGUUCACGCCAAGUUCAGCAGCUGAGAGCAGCUGGACUAAACUGAAGGGAAUAAAAAGGACGUCCUUUCUGUAAGACGUUAAAGACAUUUCAUUUGCACUAUGAAACUCUAAAAACCUUCAGAUGUGGUGUCUCUUGAGUUUUGAAUAAGGGGGCCGGACCGUUGGGCGGUCGGCGUGUCAGCGAGCCAGUCUCCGAUGGUGCUCUGAUGUUAAAGAGGUGCUAUAGGUCUGAGCUCAGGUACAUGUUCUUAACGUUUUGUGUAUUUAUUAAUUAGUUACCACACAGUGCACUGUGCCAGACACUUGGGAUUUCAUUUGGAGUCUUUGUUUAUUUUGUAUUUUUCUACUGUUAGCCAUUUGAUUUCAAUCGUGGGGAUAUUUGAACCUGUUUUUUGAUGGACAGGGAGCAAGGGGGAAAAGUCCAACUAAAACAAAGCGUGUCUCUGGAGAUCUGUGAAGUUGUAAAACCUCUAACUUCAAUGAACUGUUACUGAGAACAAAGAGAAAGACGACUACCAACAUCAGAUAGGGAGACUCUGUCUGCACUAUUGGUUGACAGACUUGGGAUGCGUAUGACGCCACCUGUUGGAAGAUAACGACCUCACCCGGUAAAUCCUGCCGCAGGUCUUCCUCCAUCCAGUAUCCAGCCAGCUGUUGGAAGAUAACGGCCUCACCAGGUCUCCCUCCAUCCAGUAUCCAGCCAGCUGUUGGAAGAUACGGCCUCACCAGGUCUCCCUCCAUCCAGUAUCCAGCCAGCUGUUGGAAGAUACGGCCUCACCAGGUCUCCCUCCAUACAGUAUCCAGCCAGCUGUUUCUCCCUCCAUCCAGUAUCCAGCCAGCUGUUUCUCCCUCUGUGACUGUACUUUGUGUGCACUGAUGCUUAGAGACUGAGCCCUGAGGAACACCAAUAACAACCUUACACCAACCGUACACCAACCUAACACAAACCUUACACCAACUUUACACCAACUUUACACCAACCGUACAUCAACUUUACACCAACCUUACACAAACCUUACACCAACUUUACACCAACCUUACACAAACCUUACACCAACUUUACACCAACCUAACACCAACCUUACACCAAUAUUUCACCAACUAUACACCAAGCUUACACCAACUAUACACCAACCUUACACCAAGCAUACACCAACCUUACACCAAGCAUACAACAACCUUAUACUCAGCAGCCGACCCAAUAGUUAUCUCAACACACCCACAGGCACUACAUAUGUAAACACUACAUAGCGCUACAUAAACAUUACACAGCACUACAUAAACACUACAUAGCACUACAUAAACACUACAUAG
Messenger RNA from Coregonus clupeaformis (lake whitefish), 2845 nucleotides. Its product is annotated as disintegrin and metalloproteinase domain-containing protein 12-like. The transcript is spliced from 8 exons. The coding region runs from base 158 to 1555 and encodes 465 amino acids. Lineage: Eukaryota; Metazoa; Chordata; Actinopteri; Salmoniformes; Salmonidae. The record is from RefSeq and is a predicted model, not a curated record.